This is a messenger RNA of Postia placenta MAD-698-R-SB12, 3441 nucleotides long. RefSeq lists its product as hypothetical. Lineage: Eukaryota; Fungi; Basidiomycota; Agaricomycetes; Polyporales; Adustoporiaceae. The record is from RefSeq and is a predicted model, not a curated record. The coding region runs from base 1 to 3441 and encodes 1146 amino acids. The transcript is spliced from 16 exons.
AUGCAGUUCCAGUAUGCUAUCAUCCUGUUCACCGUCCUGGCCUCCUCCCUAGGGGUCGCCUCCGCUGAUCUCCAGCCCACCCGGAUAACUCCUCCAUCUCCAUCGGUCUGGGUUUCAUUUACUCUUCUCCCUGAGCGCGUAUUGUCAGUGUCCCUCACGUUCAUUUGGGAUAUCACUCACCUUUCCUCGCAGCCUGUCUUAGGCGUGAAAGAGAAGUAUUGGUUUAUGCACUGUGGCGGUAAUCAGCUUGUGCUGCCGUGUGUGCAGGAAGAUUACUCAGUAUCCGUCGCUCUCUUCAUCGACAUGUCGUCCGCUCGUUACAUGAGGUUAUCUUUGUCGCUUCCUGUGCUUGAGACACCACCUACGUCAAAUCAAGUUUCAGCCAACGAUUCAAUUAUGCGUACCGAAGGUGCAAGCGAUGCUGGAGGCCCAGGAAAUGAAAUACUACGUGACCCCGAAUUCUGGUUCCCGGAUGGUAGCAUCGUGUUCGUAGCACAAGGUCAUGGAUUCAGGGUUUACCAAGGGUUUCUGGCGCAAAAAUCCGAGGUAUUCAAGGACCUGUUUGACCUCGGAAGUUGUGACAAUGCCAUAUGCAUCGACGGCUGCCCCAUGGUCGACAUGCCCGAUUCGGCGGUCGACCUACGCAACAUGUUACGUGUAUUAUUCUAUCCGGAGAGAUAUUGGCCGCACGACCAGCCAGUAGCUUUCGGGAUCGUCGCUAGUCUCGUUCGGCUGGGUCACAAAUACGAAAUUCCCCACCUAAGGAACGUGGGGCUCGUACGUCUCAAGUCCAUCUUCCCAGAUAGUUCUGCAGCAUGGCGUCAAGUGUAUCCAGCCGGGAAAACCGACCUCGUGAGGCUUGCAGACCGCCGCGAGGCCAUUACCGCUGUCCACCUAGCUCUCCUCACAAACACGCAACGCAUGCUUCCCGCUGCGCUCUACCUGUGUUCCCAGCUCCCUGUCGACGUACUCAUUGAUCCCUGCUCUGGUCCGGAUGGCAUUCCAGAACCGCUGCCGCCUGCUUUGCUCGUCAAGUGCCUCGAAGCCAAGACAUACUUUGCACGCGACUACCCGCGCAUGUGCGCCCGCAUUCUGGCCGAAAGCUUCCCCGCUCAAGGCCACGAUUCUUGCCGCAUAGGCAAGGACUGCAUGCUUGGCUUCACUGUCAGCGGCGACUUAGCCACAGUGGAACAACUUGAGCGGCAUGGCUACGAUCAUUUUGCCGGAUGGAACCAGAUGGUUCAAUAUUCCAGAGAUGAUUGGCCUGUGGACCGCCGCCUCUGCUAUGGCUGCGCAUCUACUCUGCUACGGAAGGAGGAAGAGGAGUACUUUGCCGCGUGGAAUUCUCUGCCUGCUCGUUUUGGCUUGGAGAUUCCCAAAUGGAUACCGGAAGCGCCAUCUCUGGAUGAUUUUUGGCAUAUGCAUGAAAUACCGUUCUCUUUGAAGCAUCCCCGAUUCGUAGUUCCGCUGCUGCUCGCUCCAUGGCCAAAUUCACCAUUCUUUUCAGCCGCGGCAUAUGAUUCUUUUCAACUCGUCUCCAUUUCUGCAAGUCUUUGUUUUCAGGCUUGCCCCCUCAUCGCUACCACCAAACCCGGUCCCUUCGAGUUUCCAACCGGCCCCGAGGCCUACUCUGUUCUCAAAGAGCUGAGGGUUCUGGGUGAACACCCCCUCGCUAGUGCUUGGGACAGCGGUUUAGUCGACGGCCUUCGCCGUGGCCUGAACACGAUGGGCGUCAACUGGACUAGUAUCGAUGCGCUCCGCAUUGGCGAAGUCGGAGAGUCCUCCGGCACGGCCAUCGUCUGGAUUGGCGUCGAGUUCGGGGCGCUUAGCUUCAAGGAGGGCAGCGUCGUCGCCCACAAAUGCCGCACGUUCAUUGACAGCUACGGUAUACACGACUACCACGUCGACAUUAGGGAGUAUCUCCUCCCUCUCGACAAGGACGACAACAAGGAAUACGAGCGCAAGGAUGACGGCAAGGCGCGUGCAGACGUAGUCAUCCUGGGCACCUCUAGUUUCAACGAUAAGCUUGCUGUCAUUGACUACGACAUCAGGGGUCAAGAGUCUGUGAUCAUCGAUGCGAACGAGAGGAUCGAUUCGGUUAAGGGCUUGGACGACCCUGGGUCAGUCAGGGAGCGUGAGCAGGCGGGGCUGAAGGCACUCAGGGCCUUUCGCCACGAGAUUGCCACUCACUGGGAGGCGAAGGAGAACCGUGUCUUCGGGGAGCUCGUCUGGGCUCCUCCCAUCGUCCUCUCCACCGACCCCGGUCAGUACACCCUGGACAUCGCCGUCAUCAAAGUCGACGCGGGCAUGCUCGACGCCAACAACUAUCGCGGCAACGCCAUCAAUAUAGGCGACAAGUACACGCGCCAGCAAUUCAUGGAACAGGUCUGUCUGCACCCCACCAGCUCCACUUCCUUCAAAUUUCCCGCCAACCGUUGCGUGGCGCUCCAAGAUCAGGUCCCCGCGAGCGACCUCGUCAAGCCGCCUAUGCUCGAUGCCAACCGCGAGUCGUGUUUGCUCGUCUUCAAGAACGGCGCCAAGACGGGUUUUACUCCGUAUUUUACUUAUUCACAACUGAAGCACAGCAGAAUAGUCACCCGACGGAACAAGCACCACCAGCGUACGAGGAAAUCCAGCCAGCCUCCAGCCGAAAUCGCCAAAGAACUCCCGUUUCACCUCGAAGCCAAGCCCACGCUGGCCCGUCUAGUUUCUUCCCAAUAUGCUCCUGGACCCGCAGUCUCCAUUCUUGACCGACGAUUGAUACACGGCGAGUGCGUUAUCGUGUUGCUGGACCCGCCGCCUCCCUCUUUCCGACGGCCCCCGGCGCCUGAGCUGCCCUACCCAUCAUUCGAGCCUACUGCACUAAUGGGUCUGAGCGGCAACCUCUCUACCGCAUUCCCUUUGCUUGCACCGCCAUCGACUGCGGAUCCGCAUCCAUUCAUCACGCAUGACGUGAGUGAGCAAGACUGGACAUUUUUUGUGCGGGACGUCAAGGCGGCAGCGUUGCUCGCUCCCUCGAACAGCAUGUUCGCGGGCGUCGCGCCUGUCCACAUGCGUCUCCCGCCCAUCAUUAACCUAAUUGUCGCCAAGACCCUGGAGCACCACUGGCAGAACAAGCAGAAUGGGCCCUCCGGGGAGGUGGUCGAAUAUUGGAACCAUCAUUUCUUCCAUCCGCGCCGUAUGCGUGUUGUGCUCGCACGUGGAGCCGUGAGCUACUCGGGCCCGGACGCACCACCACCUGAUAGACGGAGUGCAUCUUCGAAAGAUGUUCCCACCGAUAGUCCUGUGAGCGACAGCGCAUCGGGAAGCUACAAGGGAGAUAAGCGGUCACACAAGGCUGCCAAGGCCGAGCUCAGGCAACAGAAAAAGCAGCGGGAGAACGAACGAUCCGAAGCGGCCAGUGAGAACUGGCGGCUAGUCAUCACGUCGUACACUCCUUGA